Messenger RNA from Polychytrium aggregatum, 714 nucleotides. RefSeq lists its product as uncharacterized. The annotation marks the transcript as partial. Lineage: Eukaryota; Fungi; Chytridiomycota; Chytridiomycetes; Polychytriales. The record is from RefSeq and is a predicted model, not a curated record. The transcript has 2 exons.
CAACUGCUUUCUAGCGAGUUUCUCGAGAAGCAUGACUCCCUGGACAUUCUCGUUAAUAAUGCCGGCAUCGCUUUUGUGGAAUGGCGGCUCACUGACGGCAUCGAGAGCCAAGUGAUGGUCAACCACCUAUCGCACUUUCUGCUGACGCAGCUGCUCCUGCCCACGCUGGACAAAACCGCUCGGAUCAAGGGCGAUGCCCGCAUCGUCAACGUCAGCAGUCCCGCACACGCCUCUCUUUACUUUUGCAAAUUCCUGCCGUCCAACCCCAAGGCUGUCGACUGGGAUGCCAUGUGCACGCCCGUGACUGCUGAUCCUCUCGAAAACUACGGCCUCAGCAAACUGGCGCAGAUCCAUCAGGUCGUGGAGCUCCAGCGGCGCCUUGGGGAAGACUCCAAGGUCCGCAUCAACUCGUGCGAGCCCGGCUUCGUCCGAUCGGCCAUGGCGACCAAACCCAAGGCCAACUAUAUUGGCUGGCUGCUUGGUCUGUUCCUAUACUUCUUUGGAACCCACCCGGACAAGGCCGCCAAGACCCAGGUUUACUUGGCGCUCUCGCCCGAAAUCAGGGACAGCGACGUCUCGGGCCGGCAUUUUAUCUCGCCGGGCACCCAGAAGCGGCCCAGCGCUCUGGCUUCAGAUCCCGAUGCGGCCCUGGCGACAUGGCAGUGGUCCGAGUCGACCGCUGCAAGCAUUCUGAAGCGUCGCGAGGCUGCAUAG